AUGAAAACUUAAGCAGUCGAUUAAAGAAGGCAGUCAAUGACUUAUCUGAGUAAUGCUCUAAGUUAAAUCACGCAGGAGGAAAAGAAAAAGUCUAUGAAAUAGCGAUUAACUUAAUUGCAGAAGAACAGAAUAGCGCUGAACUAUAUAAGAGCUCGAGAGAGUGCAGAGGACAUUAAUUUGAAAAGUUAUAGAGACUCAGAUGGUAGCGAUGAAAAAGUCACCAAAUAAGCUGAGAAGAAAUCAAUAAUAAAUAUGAUGACUCAUAUUACUGACUAUAUAAGCAACAAGAAUAUAGAAGACCCAGUUAGAAGUUCAACUUUUAUUAGAAAACCAGUUAAUGAUGGACUAUUUAUGUAUGGAGUUAAUCCUUAUGCUUCAAAUCAAAGUGUAUAACAAAGAAGACAAUCUAGAGUUUCUAAUUCGCCUUUUGAUGUCAAAUAAAAUGAUAAUGGAAAUUAUGUGAGAUUGCAAACUCAGUAAUCUUUUUACUCAAGCACAUUGCUAAAAUCUUCAAGAUCCAGAUAGAACUCCACAUAAUUAGGAGGAUUGAGAAAAACAUCUUAUGAUGGAGGCUAGCAAUUUUAAGAUAACUAAAGCAAUUUUGGUGGUUCAAUGACCUUAGAUGAAAGCCUAGUUGAGCAAAAUUUGUUAAAGCAAAUGAUAUUGGAUAAUAGCUAGUACGAUUAAUAGCAUAACAGAUCAGUUCAGGCUUUGUAUCCUAAAAAUAUUGAUAAAACUUACUACAGUAUAUGUUAAGAUCUAUAAGUUAUUGAUGAGAAACCAGCUCACUCUAAGAUUAUAGAUCCUUUACAAUAAAACUCAAUGUACUCAAAUCUAAGAAAUUCACAAUAAUCAAGAUCUAAAUCUCACACAGCUAUUCACCAGAGUAGAUUAGAUAGGAUAAAGAUUAAAUGCUAAUUUGCUUUGUAAGAACAGUCGGAUCUACUCUACAAAAAGGUUUAGGAUAAAAUAGUAGAUGAGAUUUAAGACGCCAUAGAAAUUAAUAAUAAUGGCAUCCUUGGCUAAAGCAAAUUAGCCAAUGAAAUGAGCGCAAAUAAUAUAAGGAAACUUAAAAACUCGAGGCUUAAGUAAUAAAUUAAAAUAAUUAAGGAAAGGGAAUCAUAGGAAUUUAAAGGCAUUAAAAGUUUGCCUAAUGAUGAUUUUUUAAGAGAAGAAAUAGAGUAUGAAAAUGAAUAUGGGAAUAAAGAUCAAAGAAGCGCGAGUCUUUUGGACUUAGAAAGAAUUCAGAAAUAAAAGGCACUUGAUUAUCACACCUCAGAAAACCCUAAAGGAGGUCAAAAUAAAAAUAAUUUAAAUGAAAAUACUGAGGCAUCAUCUGAAAAUAGUAAGAAUAAUUUCCUUAAGUAAUUUCUAUUCCUGUAACAUACUAAAGCCGGUAGGAAUUCAAAGUUACAAUCAAGGUUAUUGAAAAGAACAUCUUAAAUGAGUGAUGAGUUAAACAAUGCAUCUCUGCUUUUGCCUAAAUAUAAGAUUAAAGGGAAUAUCAAGCAUGCUUUUGAGUAGCAAUUAAGAACUUCAACUGGAGUUGGAGGGGUUAAAGAGGAGUAAUUAGCCAGACAAGCUGAUCGUACCAUCGAGAGAAUCGAUGAGUUUGAAAAAGCGAAUACAAUUAACAAGAUUAGUGUGAAAGAGAUAAGUGAAAAAUACAAAGACUUUAAUCUUAGAAGAAAUUUAAGACUUAAAAAUAAGAUUAAACUAGAGGGCUUGUGA
Stylonychia lemnae is the source of this 1731-nucleotide messenger RNA. NCBI's taxonomy places the organism in Eukaryota, Ciliophora, Spirotrichea, Sporadotrichida, Oxytrichidae. The record is from the annotation of a GenBank genome assembly.